AUGCCGCCCAAAGUCACCAACGCCAAUGCUUUCAACACGGCCCCUGGCAACAACACCAAGAAGGGCCUAUCUCACUCGAUUCACAGCCCCCAAGCAGACGAUGGCCCUCAGAUACGACCGACGCACUUCAUCGUUCGCGAGGGCAGCCCCGGGGCCAUCGUACCUGUCAUACCAGUCGACCUGCUCCCAGACUAUGUGACCAUCGUCGGCCUGUCGCGUAUGCUGGCUAUCAACGACACCACCGGCAUGUCGAACCUGGGCACGUUCGCCAAGCCGCAAGGUCAUCUUCAGCUACAAUUCGUGUCCCCAGCGCAUGAUCAUUCCACUGAAGGUCCCGAGAGCCCGGAUUCUGGUUGCCAUCUCAAACCUCAGCGGCCUGGACCUGACGCUGCAAAGAUCAGCCACGGAACUGGCAAACAGCCUCAUAUUGCAAAGGGCAGCGGUGUCGGUGUAUCUUCAAAGUUAGCUGCCUCGCAGCCAACUCCCAAAGCAUUGGGCAACGUCCCUCUUCUCGCUCCUCCUCCUCCUCUCCCACCCCGGGUCCUCGACUGGGCUGAAGACGAUACAGAGUCGGUCUCGACAGACGACUUCUCCUCCGCGGAGCUCUCUGCGCUAGACUCCUCGUCAAAGUCCUCCUCUAGCUCCAGAAACAAACAAAAACCUCCUCAGCGAGCCCCGACCCCGGCCACGGGCGCCAUCAAGGAGAAAUCGGACGCCGAGAUCGCGGAGCGUAUGCUUGAGCUCGGCCGCGUCCAGCAGCAGGCCGCCGCCCGUAACCACCAUCACCAUCCUGCCCAGGCCCUGAAGACAAUGGCAGCGGCGUCUUCUCACAGCAGCGACGGUAGCACCAGCACCGGUAUCGCCGCCGGAGCCCCGAAGCCUACUCCUCCCAAGCCCACCGCCGGAAAGCAAAAGGUGGUACGGCCGGACGGUAGCCUCUGCCGGCACUGGUGCCAGACGGGCCAGUGUAGCUGGGGCAACGAGUGCCGUUACACGCACCAGAUGCCCCUAACGCUCGAGGGGCUCGCGGACGUUAACCUGACGGAGCUGCCGUCCUGGUGGCGCAAGCAGGCCGGCUUGCCUGCUGAAGGGACCAUUGACCCCCGCAUCUUUGCUGUUGCCACUGUUGCCCCCGGUCUGAAGAAGAACAGCCUCUGUCGAACGGCACUAGGUGUCGUCAACGUUGCUCCGCCGCCUCUCGAGUCGUCGAGGAAGGCUACUAAGGUAAAGCCGGGAAAGGUUGAGAGGAAGAUGGCGAGGGAGCUUCGAGGCGUGCAGUUUGGGAUCGAGAGGGCGCAGGCGACAAUGAUGUCUCCUGUUGUUGCUGUUGGCAGUAAGAAGCAAUUGGGCGUAGGGCGAGUGCAGAGUCAGACGAUGGGGAUUCAGCAGCUUGACGAGGUUGUUGAGAAGCUUGUUGAUAUCUAA
Molecule: messenger RNA, 1425 nt
Organism: Colletotrichum fioriniae
Lineage: Eukaryota; Fungi; Ascomycota; Sordariomycetes; Glomerellales; Glomerellaceae
Molecular function (GO): metal ion binding
Source: RefSeq, a predicted model, not a curated record